This is a messenger RNA of Nannizzia gypsea CBS 118893, 1533 nucleotides long. RefSeq names its product serine/threonine protein kinase. Lineage: Eukaryota; Fungi; Ascomycota; Eurotiomycetes; Onygenales; Arthrodermataceae. Bases 1 to 1533 code for a protein of 510 amino acids. The record is from RefSeq and is a predicted model, not a curated record. Gene Ontology annotation, molecular function: protein kinase activity; ATP binding. The transcript has a single exon. Gene Ontology annotation, biological process: protein phosphorylation.
AUGGAUAUCUUCAAUACUGCCGCCGUUGCAUGUGAGAUUAUUUAUAAGACCCUCGACGCUUCCGCUGCGUUCCCCAUAGAGUCUCGCUCUCUCGCAGCCCGGUUUCAAUACGAUGCCCGGAUCUUGCACCACUUUUGCGAGCACUUUGAGAAGCAGCUGUUGAAAGAUAAGCAGCUCGACGCCAAAGACAAAGCACUCCUCGAGGAAAGUACCUCGUACCUCACCACACUCCUGAACCGUGUGGAGACAUGUAAGAACAAGCUGAUGGCGCAAGGGAAGUGGCCCAAAGAAUUGAACCGGCUCACAUGGAUCCUACGGCGCAGUGAGGUCAAAGAGCUCGAAUCUGAACUCUUCGAAUGGACGAGGCGAUUCGACCUGCGGCUGGUGGCUCUCCCCAAGGACAUCCGCACCGUCAUGGAUCUCGAUGUCGAAAGAGACGACAGCAACAUCAGGAGCUUCACUCCAAGACUGGCCGCGAGGAUGAGGUUGGAGCGUUUCACUGCUGAUGCUGCUGCUGCUCGAAUGUCUGUGUGGAAAGACCUCGAGGUGAAGGAGACGGAGCUAACUGGAUUCGGAAGAUCCGACGACACUCAGCGUUUUGCCCUUGGAACAUUCAGAGGCAGCACUGUUCUCGUCGAGCUUCGCAACAUACAGCAGCAGAACUUCUGCAGCGAGGCAGCAUGGACGAGCUCUCAGGCCAGCGCCGGCGAGUUUGCGGCCGCUCUCAACUGUCUUGACUCUACCGUCUCAGGCCUGCUUAAAUGCACCGGCUUCUUCUACUCCCCUAUUCCGGCGCCCUCGUUCGUCCAUAUGUACCUUCUGCCACGAGAGAAGCAAAUAAGUGGCGCCAUCAGCUCUUUUAAAGACCUUUUAAAGCUGAGAGACGCUGGGGGGAGGCGCCAAAAGCUUUUGUACACUCUGAACGAGCGGCUCGAGUUCGCUAAAAGGCUGGCAACGGCGGUGAUGUUUGUUCAUGGGAUUGGCUGGGUCCAUAAAGCGAUCACGUCGCAAAAUGUUCUACUUGUGGGACGGCGUCGGAGUGCCAGCGCUGGUGGCCAAGAAGAUACUACUUGCGAUCGGUCCCGUUCAUCGUCAGCCACUACCAAGUGGUCUCUGAGCUCUCCAUACCUGGUUGGCUUUGAAGUCGCUAGGAACAACGACAGCGAGACAAUUCCUAGCGGGCCGCGCCGUCUCCCGCUGGCACGAUCCCUUUACCUGCAUCCUGCGCUGCAGGGCGAUGACCACGUUCGUUUCAACAUGGCAUACGAUGUCUACAGUCUAGGUGUCAUCUUACUUGAACUCGGUAUAUGGGGGCCCCUCGAGGAAAGACCGGAAUUGAAAGGCAUUCCAGGCCCGGAAGCGGUUGCAGAGGCAUUAUAUGCCCUAGCAAAUGAAACAGAAAUAUUCAUGGGUAAACGUUACCGGGAGGUUGUUCAAACCUGCCUUUCGCAGGAUGCUGAAAAUGAAACAGGCAGCAUGAAAGCCAUCAGCGAGAUCCUGGAGAGGCUUGAAGACCUGGCACAGGGAGUGUGA